AUGAUAUCACCAAAAUCUAGAACGUUAGGUAAAAAUAAUUAGCUAUUUCCUUCAAAGAAUAACGAGGAUAUCGAAUAAUAAGCUAUAUUGCGAGAUAUUUAGAAUAAUUUAUAGCAAAAUUCCUUUUUUUAAUAAUGCUAGCUAUUUAAUUAUCAAUUAAUUACAUUAAAUGACGAAUACAAGUAUGAUAUACUAGUACUACAUUAAAAUUUUAGAUUUUAUUGCAAUACAAAAGGAAUAUUAGAAGAAAAAGAUCUAAAAACCUAAGAAACAAACUAUUAUGCUCUUGGAAAGCUUUAUAAAACCUAGUAUGAUAAAAAUCUUAAUCCUAAUUUCGAAACAGUUGAAGGAAAAAUGUUCAUCUCAUUAAGUAAUAGAAAUUUUCAAUUACAUGGUUAAGGUACAAUUUAUUAAGGAAAAAGUGAUAUAGUCAAGAUAUCUGGAAGAUUUUUCAAGGGAGCUCUUAUUAGUAAUAAUUAAUAUUUGAACAUAUCUUCAAUAAUUUAAAAUAAAAAAUAGUAGGAUAAUUCUUUUUCAAAGAAAAUGGACAUCGUAAACUUGACAUAAAAUAUUAAUUUUAAGAUUCCUCAAUAAAAAAACGACUAGUAUUUGUUUUAAUUAAUAAUAAAAAAUAAUAAAUAAAAAGAUGAAUCCUAGAAAAAAAUUAUUGCAAGACCAAAUUCAGCUCAAAAUAGUAGGCUAAACUAUAGAGAAAUAGAAAAAAGGAAACAAUUAGAUCUGUAUUAAACUAGAAUUAGAUAGAAUAAUCUUAAUUAUAAAAAAAUAUGGUGUAAAUAUAAUCAAUAAAUAAAUGAAAGCGAUGAAUUAAAGUUGAAUAUGAAAUCAAAAGCUUGGUUAAAUAGUAGUAUUAUUGAUAGUUAUGUAAUGCAUCUUAAUAUCGAAGGUGAAGCACUAUAUUUUAAGAAAAAUUAAGACGAUAGAGCUAAUAUCUAGAGAGUUUUAUUCAUUCCUAGCAGUUUUAUUACUUCUUUGGGAGAUGAGUUCGAUAUUGAGAAAGCUAAAGGUUUAUUUUUUGCAGAAUUGAGACAAUAUCAAGAAAUUAAUUUGGAAAUAAGAAGACUAUAUUCAUUAAUUGGAUUCAUAAUAAAUAGAAAAAAUAUACAUUGGUAGUUUCUAAUAUUUGAUCUAACUAAAAAUUAAAUUCAGUUAUUUGAUUCUUAGUUGAAUAUAUAUCUGAAUGAUGAUGCUCUAACUAAAAUUAUUUAAAUUUUAGAAUAGUUAUUAUAUAUCAAUAACUGUUAAAUCGAAUUAGCAGAAGAAUCCGGUUAAUAAUUAGAUGGAUAUUCUUGUGGAUAUCAAAUUUGCACAUAUAUGAAGUAUUGUUAUGAAAAGUAAUUUAAUAUGAACACACAAUAUUAAUAUCAUGAACAGCAC
Paramecium sonneborni is the source of this 1395-nucleotide messenger RNA. Lineage: Eukaryota; Ciliophora; Oligohymenophorea; Peniculida; Parameciidae. The record is from the annotation of a GenBank genome assembly.